CACCAACCCAAGAAUCCAACAUGGCCGCAGUUCCAAAAGAGAAGGACAAUGAAGUCCACGUUACUUUCGAAGACCAGCAACAAAUAAACAAAUUUGCAAGACAUAAUGCUAAACUUCAAGAUCUGCAAGAUGAGCUGGACACCAAAAAGAAAGACCUGCAGAAUCUAGAGGAUGCUGCAGAUGAACUUGUUAUUCUGGAUGAAGAAGAGACUGUACCAUAUAUGGUGGGCGAGAUAUUUGUGAGCGCUAAACCGGAGGAGGCCGGCCAGUUGCUGGAAGCUGCGAAGGAACGAGUUCAGAAAGAAAUCAAGACGUUAGACACGGAAUGUGGCGAACAUAAGGGAAUACUCUCGGACUUGAAAGUGAAAUUAUAUGCCAAGUUUGGUAAUAAUAUCAAUUUGGAAAAUGAGGAAGAAUCAUAGACAAACUGGAUAGACUGUAAUCUUUAAAAAAAAUUGAUUUGACACGAAGACAUGUGUGAGAGACUUUUAGUUUUUUCUGACAGGAAAUCAUUGAGGGAGUUUAAUAAUCAUUUUCCUAUAUUGCUUCCAUUCAUUUCUGCAAAUGGAUCCAUUUUUCAAUGCUAAAGUCAUCAAGUUGGACAAUGUCACUAAAAUUAGCAUUAGUUAUGGAAAUCGCAAAAACAUAAGGCUCUGGCGUCAGAAAUCAGUGCUUCAAGGUUCUUGUAUAAGUGGUUUAGUUCGACAUCCUUCUAACAUGCUGAGCAGCUUAAAAUGUCAUUUCAAUGCUAUUUAAGGAGUAGACUGUAUCGUCUCCUGUGAGUAUGUUUUGUUCUGUUCCUGCAUAAAUAUGAUCAAAAUAAAUUAGGAUUUUGUUU
Lineus longissimus is the source of this 838-nucleotide messenger RNA. RefSeq names its product prefoldin subunit 4-like. The record is from RefSeq and is a predicted model, not a curated record. The transcript has 4 exons. Gene Ontology annotation, biological process: protein folding. The coding region runs from base 21 to 422 and encodes 133 amino acids. Lineage: Eukaryota; Metazoa; Nemertea; Pilidiophora; Heteronemertea; Lineidae. Gene Ontology annotation, cellular component: cytoplasm; prefoldin complex.